AUACGCGCAUAUUGUCAUUGUGAAAAAAUGUAAACAACAGUCAAAUGUUGACGGUAAAAAAAAGCAAAAUAAAUAUUAUAAAAUAAAAAUCUAUUAAAAAAAAGAAAAAUGACAGAACAAAUAUUUUCCCGUGUUAAAUCAUGCAUGAAUUCACAAUCAUAUUUUGUCAAUGAUUCUUGGCUAAGAGAUUGUAUUGAAUAUUUUUGCAGUGAAAAUUCACAGGUAAAUUUCAAUAAUGUUCAACAAUUUGUAAAAGAACAAUUUCUUCUCAGCGAUUUACGUGAAAUUAACAAUAUUAAUGGUUGUUUACCACCGAAUCUGUCCGAAAAACCAAAGACAAUUUUAGAUAGUAAAUAUACUCUUCAGUUGCUUAAAUUAUACGAUAUAUCAAUGUCAAAAUAUAAACAAUUGGAAAAAAUAAGAAACGUCUCAACUGUAAAUAUUGAUGUGACAAAUGAAAAUAAUUCACAACCAUGGGAACCAGUUGGAAAAAGAAUGUUGCAAUUAUUUUUAACUGAUGGCAUACAAGAAAUUUUAGCCAUUGAAUAUAAACCAAUAAGAAUUUUAAAUGAUUCCCUAUUACCUGGUUUGAAAAUAAUGAUAAUGGGUCCGGUAGUUUGUAGAAAAGGCGUUAUUCUAUUGGAGGAGACAAAUGUUGCCAUUAGAGAAGGAGAAGUUGCCGAUCUUCUUAUUCCAAAUGCAUUGGAAAAUGUCUUGGCAAAUGCUUUAAAUUUGCCAAUCAACGAAGAUCCAUACAAUGAUAAAAAUAAAAAAGAAAUUGCCACGACAACGACAAUUGUAAAUGAUUUUGGCGACGACGAUUUUAAUGUUGAUUUCGAUGAAAUUGAACGUUCCGUAGAAUUGGCACAAUCAAAAUUAUUAAAAGAAACAAAUAAUACAAAUAAAAAUUACCAACAAUCAUUAAAUAUUAAUAAUAAAAAUAUAUCGAAAUUUAAUGAUAAUACAAUGAGAAAUCAGCCAUCACCCCAACAACAAACAAAAAAUGAAAAUCAAAUAAUUUUUAAUAAUUGUGAUUUUCAUGAUAAUGAUGAUGAUGAUGUAAUUUUCGAUGAUCUCGAAAUAGACGAGGGUUUUUCAUCUCACAAUAAUCAAAAUUCAAUUAAAGAAUCACCUAUAAUUGCAAAGAAUAUUACCGAGCCAACACCAUCAAGUUCAAAAGCAUUUGAUAUUCCCGACGAUGAUUUUGAUUUUAAUGAAGUUGAUUUUGAUUCAGGUUUCACGUGGACGGAACCAGUGCCAGCGUUAAAAAAUGAAGUUACUUCGAAUAGUGGGAAAACGGUAGAAAAUAUCAAACGAGAGCAAAAUAUAACUGGAGGUAAUGGUUUGCAAAAAGUUAUUACAGGAAGCAAAAGAUCUUCGGCUCAAUUAUCGCCUGUUACGUCAACAACAAAAAUUCAUUGUUUAGAAAGUGCAACGACAAAAAGUGCAACGUCCAAUCGUAAAAUUACUGAUUUUAUUGGCAAUAGCAGUAAAACGACAAAACGUGACGAUUGUCCAAUGAAAGUUUGUGAUUUUAUUAGCGAAAUAUUGACAAUAAAUUUAACAGAACAACCAAUACGACGAAGAAUACGUGCAAAAGUCACGACAAUUGGAAAAUUAACGAAAAAAAAUGGUCUAUGGAUAUUGUAUGGAACAAUUAUUGAUCAAUCGGGAAAAUUGGAUGUCGAUUUUUCUUCUCAGUUCAUGGAAAAUAUCUUGGGAUUUAGUGCCAAUGAAUUCAGUGAGAAAAAAAAGGAAAUGAAAUUAAAUCCCGAAUUGCUGGAACCAAUGAGAAAGAAAAUGCUCGAAGGUCAAACAAAAUUAGGCGAAAUGAAUUGUCUAAUGGAAUUGGAAAUGAAAAAAAACGUAAAACCAUUGGUUUUGAGUUAUUCAGAAUUAAGUGAAACUCAAAUAAACGCUCACAAUAAACGAUUUAAAUUUCUUUAAUUUUAAAAAUUAAUUUAAAAAAAAAAUUCUUCUUUUUUAAAACUUUGAAAAAAAAAAAUUAUAUUCUCGAAAAAAUAAUUUUUAAAAAAUUAUGUUUAAAACACAAAAAUAUUAACUACGUUUGUUUGUUUGUUUUUUUUAUUAUAAACACGCAUGUACGUGUCACGUUCCUUUCUUUUUUUUUAAUUAAAAAUAAGUGUUAAUUAUUGUGUUAGUUUACAAAUAAAAUGUACAAUUUUCUUUACAUAAAAAUAUAUUGACAUUAUUUAUAAAAAAAAUGUACAAAAAAAAAAAAAAAUUGUGAAAUAAAAGUAUUUUUUCUAUUUUUGGUAAA
Molecule: messenger RNA, 2281 nt
Organism: Leptopilina boulardi
Lineage: Eukaryota; Metazoa; Arthropoda; Insecta; Hymenoptera; Figitidae
Product: recQ-mediated genome instability protein 1-like
Exons: 8
Coding region: 109-1947 (612 amino acids)
Biological process (GO): resolution of meiotic recombination intermediates; double-strand break repair via homologous recombination
Cellular component (GO): nuclear body; RecQ family helicase-topoisomerase III complex
Molecular function (GO): nucleotide binding
Source: RefSeq, a predicted model, not a curated record